Molecule: messenger RNA, 423 nt
Organism: Zea mays
Lineage: Eukaryota; Viridiplantae; Streptophyta; Magnoliopsida; Poales; Poaceae
Exons: 4
Coding region: 1-423 (140 amino acids)
Biological process (GO): translation
Cellular component (GO): ribosome
Molecular function (GO): structural constituent of ribosome
Source: RefSeq, a predicted model, not a curated record
AUGGCCAAGAAUGGUAGGCUACUAUUGAAAUGCCCAGUGGUUCAGUCUGAUGUUCAGGCUAUGAAAGAAAAAAAAGGAGAGUUAAGAUUUAUUUUAGGGAACAACAAGAUGAUCCUAGGCUUUGCUGAAGGCUUCCCAACAAUGUUGAAGGAUGAAAUUGCUAUGGUGCUUGAGGUGAUCCACCUCGACCACGCCAACGUGUCCAAGAUGGAGUUGAAGGAGAGGCUCGCCAAGAUGUACAAGGUGAAGGACCGCAACACCAUAUUUGUCUUCAAGUUCCGUGCCGGUUCCACUGGCUCUGGCCUCAUCUACGACAACCUCGACUCCAAGAAGUUCGAGCCCAAAUAUUGCCUCAUCUGGGUAUGUUGUCGUCUAGCCCUUCCUUUUGUUGCGUGUAGAUACAAUGUUUUGAUACUUGGAUAG